Messenger RNA from Eucalyptus grandis, 1425 nucleotides. Its product is annotated as ankyrin repeat-containing protein At5g02620-like. Gene Ontology annotation, molecular function: protein phosphatase 1 binding; protein phosphatase regulator activity. The record is from RefSeq and is a predicted model, not a curated record. The transcript has 4 exons. Bases 1 to 1425 code for a protein of 474 amino acids. Gene Ontology annotation, cellular component: plasma membrane. Lineage: Eukaryota; Viridiplantae; Streptophyta; Magnoliopsida; Myrtales; Myrtaceae.
AUGACGCCAAAGCAUAACAACAUUCUCCACGUUGCGGCUCAAUACCAGCAAGUACAUUUCAUCAAAGAUCUUCUUCAUUGUCCAUCAGGACCACUCCUUCUUUGGCAAGGUAAUUACAAAGGAGACAAUCCCUUGCAUGUUGCUGCUAAAGUGGGAAGCUGCGGAGUGGUUCGAGUCUUUAUUGAUCUGGCGAAAUCAGUGCAUUGGGAUGUUCAAAAUGGACAAGUUGAUUUGUGCAAAGAGCUUAUUCGAAAACCGAAUUCGAAUAAGGAUACUGCUUUGCACUAUGCAGUAAGAGGAGGCCACACUGGGAUGGUGAAGUUGCUGAUUGAAGAAGAUCCUCAAUUGUGUUGGUGGAAAAUCUUGGAGAAGAGACCAGAAGUGAUCAAAGAAGGAGAUGAUUUAGGGUGGACUCCUCUUCAUUAUGUCGCUUGCUUUGGUGAAGUCGAAGUAGUUCGACAACUCUUGCAACAUGAUACUUCUGUGGCAUAUGAUUUAGACAAAGCGGGGGAAUCUGCUCUUCACAUUGCGGCGUUUCAAGGCCACAUCAAUGUUAUUGAAGAGCUUAUUAGAUCUUGUCCUGAUGCUUGUGCCAUAAUAAACACCAAAGGGCAAACGGCUCUUCAUGCAGCUGUUAUGGGUGGACGAGUAAAUGUAGUCAAUUAUGCAGUAACAAACUAUUCAAGUAACAAACCAACGGCCGUAGUGGCUCCGCUGGAUAAGGCCCUACUGAUCCUCAACCCAGAGGUCGGCUACAGAGCUGGAAAAGUUCAUCAUGUGUUGAAAGGAUGUCAUGGAAUCCAGUGUUAUCAAGACUGGGUCAGGGAAUAUGUUAAGAAGAGGUUAGACAAGCAAUUUGUUGAGGGCCAACCAGUUGUCUCGAUAACCAGAGGAAUUAAUACCGGCAACCGAGACAAUGUCGAUUCGUCAAAAAGAAGCAUUAUCGACCUUCAGCUACUUGUGGCAGUGCUCAUAGCCACAGUGACCUUUGCUGCGGCCUUCACGAUGCCUGGGGGUUAUUACGACGAGGGACCCUACCGAGGAAUGCCAAUUCUUGCUGACAGGCCUGCUUUCAAAGCCUUCGUGAUAUUUAACACAACUGCAUUCUGUUUCUCCAUCCUGGCAUUAUUCUUACUAUACGAUCCUUCUUUCUGGGGCGCUCGCCAACAGGUGAGAUACAACACCGCCGCAGGAUGUUACAUUUAUUUUGCGAUAUGCGGGUUGGUGCUGGCCUUUGCUUGGGGUACAUAUGUCGUACUGACCAGAACCAUCGGGCUCGGGAUUGUUCUUUUUGUUGUGUUUGGAUGUCUCCUGACUAUGCACCGCAUCGGUAUUUUCCUUGACCCCGAGGUUGGUUUCUGGUUGCCACGUAGCACUCUCAGGAGAUUCGUCCGAAACAUACUGUUUGAUUAUGGGAUAUUCUAG